This is a messenger RNA of Prorocentrum cordatum, 210 nucleotides long. Lineage: Eukaryota; Dinophyceae; Prorocentrales; Prorocentraceae. The record is from the annotation of a GenBank genome assembly.
AUGGCGCCCUCCAUGGCCCCCCUGAACCUGCUCAUGGUCCUCGGCGUGCAGGCCGAGGAGCUGGCCGGCGAGGAGAAGGCCGCUGGCCCUGUGAUGGACGACUGGGCGGGGGGCGACGCGCCCGACUGGGCGCAGUCCGCCCCGAGGGGGGGCGACGCGCCCGACUGGGCGCAGUCUCCUCCGAGGGGCUUCCCGCAGGGGCCGGGCUGA